This is a messenger RNA of Myripristis murdjan (pinecone soldierfish), 2391 nucleotides long. It is a transcript of the gene tpk1, whose product is annotated as thiamin pyrophosphokinase 1. Gene Ontology annotation, biological process: thiamine diphosphate biosynthetic process; thiamine metabolic process. Bases 233 to 1000 code for a protein of 255 amino acids. Lineage: Eukaryota; Metazoa; Chordata; Actinopteri; Holocentriformes; Holocentridae. The transcript has 9 exons. Gene Ontology annotation, molecular function: thiamine binding; thiamine diphosphokinase activity; ATP binding. The record is from RefSeq and is a predicted model, not a curated record.
UUUUUCCUAAAUUUUCACCAAGAGCAAGCAUGACACGGUAAAGCUGUGGAGCCGAUUUAUGAAUAGUGACUACCUCUUUCCGCCUGUGGGCGGUUUUGUCCUUUGCGACUCGCUUGUGGCUGCUACAGCGACCUUCCUGCAUCUCUGGCGGCAGCAGCACUAGGAGCUUCCCGCGGCUCCUCCUGCUUGUCUUUAUCAGGUGAGGAGGUCGACUGAAGACAGAUUUCUGCGGAUGCUGGUCAUGGAUGAAGAGUUGACGCCUCUGGAUUGCCUGCUACCGUCAGGCACACAACGGAUCUGUCUGAUCAUUCUGAACCAGCCCCUGGAUAAAGACUACCUACACAUCCUCUGGAGUAAAGCUCUCUUGAGGGCGUGUGCUGAUGGAGCUGCAAACCACCUUUAUAAUGUCACUGCAGGAGAGCGCGACAGUUUUCUUCCAGACUAUAUCAGUGGGGAUUUUGAUUCCAUUACCACCGAGGUCAAAGCUUUCUAUGCAGACAAGGGCUGCAGAUUGAUAGAAACAGCAGACCAGGAUCUAACAGACUUCACCAAGUGUCUGGCCAUCAUGGUGGAGGAGAUUCACAGACGACAGCUACAGGUGGACACCAUAGUGACUCUGGGUGGUCUGGCAGGCAGGUUGGACCAGACCAUGGCAUCGGUCGAGACCCUCUACCACUCUUUGACCAUGACACAGCUCCCCCUUCUGGUCAUACAGGGGACCAGCCUGGCCUGUUUACUCAGACCGGGCAGCCACAGACUGCAGGUGAACACAGGCCUGGAGGGCGAGUGGUGCAGCCUCAUCCCAGUAGGUGGGCCUUGUCAAACACUCACCACCGGCCUCAAGUGGAACCUGAGUAACCAGGUCCUGCAGUUCGGCAAGCUGGUGAGCACCUCCAACACCUAUGAGCCUGUUGCCCCCGGAGAGCCCAGGAAGCCUGUGACCGUGACCACAGACCAGCCACUGCUGUGGAGCAUGGGCAUCUGCAAGGUCAAGAAAUGACCCAGGAGAGAUCUCUCCUCCCUGGUGACAGCAGACCAAUCAGGGAAGAGAUCUCACCAUGCCUAAGUUGCGACUUUACCCACAGCACAACUACGACCAAAUCAGUGUAGUUUUUACAGUAAGUGUGUAGUACUAGGACAGAAGCAAAAGCACAUUUAGCAUGUGUGACACAUGGUUCACUGAAAGAUGUUUUACUGAACAUUAAGUGACAAAUAAUGAUGAAGUCUUGGCCAGCUCUGCACUGAAAAUCAGGCUGCUGGGAACAAAAGCUCACCAUAGCGGUGACUGUGAUUUAUUUCAGGAUUGAUUGCUUCUUCUUUUUUAAUGAAGGGAACUAUGGCCACAAAUGUGCAUGUCUAUUUUGAUUAUAUUCUUGGAUCACUUGCAAACCUCUGCUUGGUUUUACAUAGAAGUAACAUGUCCUGUAUUAAUUCAUUGUUUCAAGUUAACUUGCUGUUAGUCUUUGCUGAUGAAAAUACAGCUGACGGCAAGAAUCAGGCCUUACUCUAAACCAGUCAGGUUUCUACCAAAGUAUUUUGUAGAGAAAGUCACUCCACUAUACUUAACAUGAGGUGUCAUCAUACAUAUCUUCCUUGUUGUGCCAAUAUCUGCUUUGCAUCACAGACUUUGUGCCUUUUAGUGCGCCUAUCCUCCUAUUCACUUUCCUCCUGCAGGAAAGUGAAUUAAUACAUCCAUUAAUACAUUAAUACAUCCAUAUAUUUCACUGUAUUGUGCCUUUAAUGAGCUGUAGCUUUGUUACUAUGCCACUUCUAAAAUUACAACCACUACCACCACAGUGAAAGCAAGGCCAGCUGCUGACAGGACAAUGUAGUCUGUGGGUUUCCAUGAUUUAUUAACACAGGCAAGUACAAAUUUUGUGUACAGAAUGUAAAAAUGACAUCCCCAAUCCCACCACCCCAAUAACACUUUACACCACUGUCUCCUGUCCGUCCAUGCCGCAGUUCUGAAGUUGUGUUUGACCAGAAUUUAGCCGCCCCUGGAGAGGGAAAAAAGACAGGAUUAGCAUAAGGAUCGGAAACUGAAGUUACUUUCCUUUAUUGCAGCAGCACAAGUGUUAACUGGAAAAAUAAAGAUGUCAUAUCAGAAUAUAUUUUGCUCUAUGGUAAACAGUUUUAUCGACCAUGUAAACUGAUUAAAACAGUGCUUAUUGAGGCCAUUCCCCAAAAGACAGUGACAGAGGUUUUGUUAAUCAAUCUUUAAUAGAGACUGUACAUCAUAAUAUGAUUAAAAAUAUGGAUCACUUAUUUCUAUCCAACUACAGACUGCACUUUGGGAUGCUGAAACCUCACUAUCAUCACUUGGACAGCCUAAAUAGCCUGUACUUGAGAAAUGUUUUAUACUUUUCUGAAUAAUAAAAUCACAAAUGCAAC